Apaloderma vittatum (bar-tailed trogon) is the source of this 387-nucleotide messenger RNA. Its product is annotated as trefoil factor 1-like. NCBI's taxonomy places the organism in Eukaryota, Metazoa, Chordata, Aves, Trogoniformes, Trogonidae. Gene Ontology annotation, biological process: maintenance of gastrointestinal epithelium. Bases 1 to 387 code for a protein of 128 amino acids. The record is from RefSeq and is a predicted model, not a curated record. The transcript has 4 exons.
AUGGAUCUCAAACUGAUCUGCGUGCUCUCCGUCGUCUUUGUUGCAGCCCUCAGCACCUUGGCAGAGGGAAAGGAGGUACCAUCAAAAUGUCAAUGUAAAGUGCCCCCCCGGGAGAGGAAGAACUGCGGCUACCCAGGAAUCACAGAAGAGGAGUGCAGGAACGCUGGAUGCUGCUUCAACAAUUCAAUCCGCAACAAGCCCUGGUGCUUUGCUCCUAAAGAAAAGAAAGUUAGGAGAGUGUGCCCGGAUGGAGCUCACAUCAGGGUAAACUGUGGCUUCCCUGGCAUCACGAGGAAUGAGUGUGAAAGGAAGGGGUGCUGCUUCAGGCCUCAUCCCGCUGGUGUCCCCUGGUGCUUCUAUCACCGAACGGUGGAGGCAGUUUGUUAA